UGUCGCUUCUGAGGUUAGAUUCUCUCCUUAAAGAAUGAAAACCCUGCUUCCUGCUGGCUCACCACCGAGCGCCUUUCUUUUGUCAUUUCAUUCGCUGGGCUGCUGAACGUUAGCUGUGCUGCUAGCUAACCUGGAGCCAACCUGGAGCCAGGGACGUCAACGAGCUAAAGAGUCGCGAUGAGAAUCUGAUAUUUAUCACGUUGAAUUCAGUAAACACUGAGAAACACGUGUCUGCUUCCACUGUGACCAUGAAGAGGAACAAAGGGAAAACGGCCAGUGUUGCUGAGAAGGAGUUUGUGUUUGAGUUCAGGGCAGGAAAACACAACUGUGUCCUCAAAGUGCCUCUGAGGUUUCCCGUGCAAGAGAACAUCAGUGACCUUCACGGACGCCUGAUGCUGCUUCAUAAAAUUCCUUGCUACAUAGAAAAUGAGCUGAAAACCUCACUUUCCAACUUCAUUGAGAAUGAGACCAUCCUGGACUUCGACAGAGAGGCAGAGCUGGCCCUGCAGAGACUCACCACAGGGGAUGUGGAUGUAAACCAGCUCACUAAUGCAUGGAGCAGGUCUUACAUGGAGACUACACUGGAACAUGCUCGGCCCGAAGAACCCAGUUGGGAUGAGGACUUUGCCGAUGUUUACCACGAGCUCAUCCACUCCCCUGCCUCAGAUACUCUACUCAACUUGGAGCACAACUACUUUGUUAGCAUCUCCGAGCUCAUCAGUGAGAGAGACAUGGAGCUUAAGAAGCUUCAGGAGAGGCAAGCAGCUGAAAUGGACAAGGUGAUGCACGAGCUGGGAAAUACUAUGAGUGACCACGAUGUAAAUGCAGUGGCGUCUCAGCACUUUGAUGCACAGCAGGUGCUGGAGAAUAAGUGGGCGAGUGAGCUCAGACAAGUUACUGAAAUUCAAAAGCAGGAGUAUCAGGAGUGGGUGAUCAAGCUGCACCAGGAUCUACAGAAAUCCAACAACAGCAGCAAAAUAAAUGAGGAGAUUAAGAUGCAGCCGAACCAGCUGUCAGAGGUCGGCGAUUCUGGGUCAAGGAUGUUUGAGGAGCAGUCUCAGCUGGAGGAAAGCUUCACCAUCCACCUAGGAGCACAACUGAAGACGAUGCACAACCUGCGGCUGGUCCGGGCAGACGUGCUGGACUUCUGCAAACACCGGCACCACGGCAGCAGUGGAGCGAAACUGCGGCGGCUACAAACGGCUCUAUCCCUGUACUCCUCUUCUCUCGGUGGUCUGGUGCUGUUGGUUGACAACAGGGUCAACUCCUACAGUGGCAUCAAGAGAGACUUUGCGACUGUGGCGAAGGAGUGCACAGACUUCCACUUUCUCUGUCUGGAGGAACAGCUGGAGGAGGUGCAGCAGGUGGUGCUCUACGCCAGAGCGCAGCGGAGCAGCAAGCAGAAAGAUAAGCCUGAGAUUCCAAGGAAUGGAGGUGACGAUAAGAACAAAAAUGUAGAAAGAAAUCCCUCUAACAUUUUACCAGGUGAGUUCUAUAUCUCGCGGCACUCCAACCUGUCAGAGGUCCACUCUGUCUUCCACCUGUGUGUGGACGACAACGUCCGUUCAGGGAACAUCACGGCGAGGGACCCAGCCAUAAUGGGACUGAGAAACAUCCUGAAGGUUUGCUGUACACAUGACAUCACCACCGUCACCGUGCCUCUACUCCUGGUCCAUGACAUGUCAGAGGAGAUGACCAUACCGUGGUGUCUGAAGCGAGCCGAGCUGGUCUUCAAAUGUGUCAAAGGCUUCAUGAUGGAGAUGGCCUCUUGGGACGGUGGCAUAUCACGCACGGUUCAGUUUCUAGUGCCAAAGAGUAUCUCAGAGGAAAUGUUCUACCAGUUGAGCAACAUGCUUCCUCAGAUCUUCCGUGUCUCCUCCACCCUGACUCUCACCUCAAAGCACUGAUGGAUGACAGAGAUGAACCACGCCGCCUGCACAGGGCAUUCAGAUAACAGAGAAUCGUUCAUUUCAACAGCUUUGACCAGUUAUGUCGCUCGUUUUUUCUGGAACUGAUGAGUUGGAACUGACGUGGUGAUUUUGUGGAACAGCCCAUAACCCCUGUUCACUUUUUAAAAUGACAACAGAUGGGUGAAAAUUGGGGCUGAAUAUUUAGCCAGUCCACACUUACAGUAAAGGUGUAAAUGGGAUUUUAAAUUAUAAGAGACAUUUUUAUGCAGUCGAUGAGCCUUGUUAUAUUUUGCACCUACACACGUUAUGAAUACUUCCUUUUGGAAUGAGUGAGAGGGGUCUACUGGAAGCUCUGGCUCACAUUCAAAGCCAGCUGCUGCAAUUAUUACUUCAAGCUUCCAGGGUGUGGUUCUGGUGACAGAGUUUUAUGACAUCAGCCGCCAGUUCUGCAAGUAAACCAGUUUUCCUUUUAAAGCUGCAAACUGUAACUUUCCUCAUUUUCCAGCUACACUGUAACGGAGCAGCUAGUCUUGUUGGUGCAGUUGUUUCAGCUGCAGGCGCACAGAAUAAUGUCGCCAAAGAAGGCACUGGCAAUUUGACCUAGAUUUAGCAACCAUGCCAAAUGUGACAUUUGCAGUAUUAUCCCCUACGUUACCAUACACACAGGUAUAAAUGGCUUUUGAAAUGGUGCUUUUAAUGUCUAGAUGCCCAUUCAUUGUGCUUCACAUGAUGAUGGAGGAGACUGGGAUCAAACUGUCUACCCUCUGGUUAGUGUGGUUGGUUAGUGUUAGUGGAGGACCCGCUCUACCCUGACUAUAACUAGAAUGGCACUCAGUAGAGGGUAUAUCUCUGCCAAGGCCAUAUAGUCCCCUUAAAUUCAAUCAAGCUUCAUCCCAUUACACACACUCAUCUAAAUCAGUCCCCUAAAUAUGCAGGGUUUUUUUUUUUCCCCAUUAAAGUCCAUGAAUUAUUCCCUGGGAAAUCACUGGGUUUGGCACCUAAUUUGGACCUGCACGAACCUACUUAAACCACAUUUCAGCCAUCACAUAUGUUUUGGCAGUGUAUUCCUGAGGGUUAUUGGCAGAAUAUUUGAGGUGUGGGUCUUCUAAAGAGAAGUGAUGUUUACUUGGCUCUUCUAGUCCCAAAGACAAAUGACGCUGCUGCUGAAAUGAGCGAUGUGCAGGUGUUUUUCUACUGCAUUGCAGUAACUUGUAGCAAGGAUCAUUCUGUGUGUGAGAGCAUGUGUGGUCCCUCCCCUCUACCUCUGUUAACAGCAGAUGGCACUGUUCCUAAAGACUAAUAUGUGAAAAAGGUGACUUCAUUAACACCUCCAAGCUCGUUUUACAUGAGGUAAAGUCCUAAUGAGGAAAAUUAAUUUCAAGUAACAUUAGUCUAGAUUCAUCUUGAGCGAGCCCAGCCUCAGUUUUCCUAUCGCCACUGGUAAAUGUUUAAACACUUCAAUCUACGCUCAUGUGUAUUCUGUAUAUUCACUGUAUAUGUUUACAUUUUUAUGUUUAUUAAAAAUAGUUAUAUCCACUA
This is a messenger RNA of Paralichthys olivaceus (Japanese flounder), 3449 nucleotides long. RefSeq names its product FERRY endosomal RAB5 effector complex subunit 3 (gene ferry3). The record is from RefSeq and is a predicted model, not a curated record. Lineage: Eukaryota; Metazoa; Chordata; Actinopteri; Pleuronectiformes; Paralichthyidae. Gene Ontology annotation, cellular component: cytoplasm. Gene Ontology annotation, biological process: regulation of mast cell degranulation.